AAACCCCGGUAGAAUGCAUAUUAUAUGAAAUGGAUCUUAUCGAAUUGAUAACGUCUAAGAACUCUUGAUUUAUGUCAACGCAUGAAUAAAGCUAUAUAAAAUAACCUUUUACAAGCACAUUCCAUUCCUUUAUAUAGCUUUUUUAAGUAAACGAAUACUAAUAUAUAUUCAUAUAUAUUUCAUAUAUACAUUCAUAUAUAUUUCAUGAAACGUAUCGUAGACGUAAAUCAUUUCGUUAAGUAUUUGCCUCGAUCCGAUCGAUCAGAAUGUCUAUUAAAGUUUUUAAAUCGAAAUGAAAUUUUAACAAUUUCUAUUAACAUUCACUGUCCUAUGUACAAGAAUAUAAACAUGCAAUAUUUACGUAUUUAGAUGCGUUAACAAAACGGAUAUAAAUAUAUAUGUGUGUGUGUGUGUGUGUGUCAGUGCGUAUUUGAGUAUAGAUGUAUUCACGCAUCAAAUAAAAUAAAGAAACAAAAGAGGCAAAUGAAAAGGACAUUUACUAAUCGAUUGAUAAUAAAUCUAUGCCAUCAAAGAUGAAAUCAUUUCCUUCGUACAAAUACGCAUACGAACAUCGCGUGACUUCCGACCUGCACGUCAACAAUAUUUCUCUCGAUAGUUUAAAUAUUCAGUCUCGUGUGAUUCUUCUUGUCGGAUAGAAAUUUUCUCAUUUUCUCCAGUAGUUUUCGAUAUGUUCAAAUUGUAAUAUAACAUUAUAACACUACAAUUUAAUCGGAAGAUAAAAAAGAUGGCGUUGAUUUUACCUUUGAAAAUAUUACUUAUUCUUUUCUUUUUUCUUCCAAAGGCUACAAUAUCAUAUCAAUUUUUUUCUAUUGGCGACGAGCAAAUGCCUUUUAUCAUAAAUAUUUGCAAAUCAUACGGGUCGAAAUCUGUAAUUUUUGUAUACUCCGAAUCAAUAAGCGAAAUGGAAAUGACAACGAUGGUGUUCAAAUGGAGACGUGCACUUUCUCGCGAAGGGAUUGCAAGUACGAAUUUGCACUUUUCGCAAAUACAUAAAACAUCGUACUACUUCAAACACACUAUACAACCGUAUUACAUAGCACUGGUCUCUAAUACCAAUGCGAUUAAUGAGUUCUCUUUAGCAACGAGUACCUUUGACAUGUCUUCAGCUGUGUGGCUAGUGAUAUUCAUUUCCAAGGAAAAUGAUACCGAUUAUUGUCACAAUCCACCAGGUAAUAUAUUUCAUGUAAAAUUCAACACCGAAAUGAUGGUCCGUUGUGGUACGGAAAAUAUUUUACGAGAAUGGUACUCGAUCGAUACUAAUCAAAUCGAGAUCAAUGAUGUAGCUACAUGGAGCUUAGAGAAAGGAAUCACAAAAAUAGUUCCAGAUUUUCUUUAUAAAAGAAGAUAUAAUUUACAGGGUUUAGUUAUGAAAGCUGUUACAGUUAAGACCUCACUAUUAUCAAGUAUAACUAAGGAUGGCGAAUUAGACGGUAUAUUCGGUAAAAUAUUAAAAGAACUUUGUGACACUCUGAAUUUUAGUUUUAACGUUGUCUCAGAAGUAGAAGACUUUGGGAGAUGGAAUCCAAAAGAAAAGACUUGGUCUGGAGGAAUUGGAGAAUUGUAUACUGGACGUGCUGACAUCUCUAUAUCAGAUUUUAUUAUUAGUAAUGAUAGAUUUGAUGCAGUUGACUACACGCAUUCUCUUUUCAAUUACAAAAACAUUCUUGUUAUUCGAGAACCAAAACAUUUAGCGAUUCGAUGGUGUUCUCAUUUUUUAACAUUUACGCGUUCUCUUUGGUCUGCUGUGUUUGGAAUAUUAAUUGUUUCAUCGAUUUUCCUAGUCUUACUCAAAAUAAAAAGUGGAACCAAUCGCAAAAUAGGAUAUUUAUUGAUCGAUAAUUUAUUGGAGAUUUGGGGUAUAUUUUGUCAGCAGGGACUGGCAGGUUUGAUUAAAUGUUUCUUGAUUUACGUUUCAUAUCUUUCUUUUAAUAGAUAUAUUUCCUCAAACUAUUCUUUUGCUGUAGAUUUUCCUGAUAAAUCUUCCUUACGAAUAGUAUACUUUUCAAUAUUUCUUUUGAUUAUUGUCUUUUGGGCUGGAUAUUCAGCUGCUUUAAUAAGCAUUUUAACGUCUAUAAAUUACAUAUUACCAUUUAAUUCAUUAGAAGGCUUCGUUGAAGAUGGUACUUAUCAACUUGUUAUUGCUCGUUAUACGGCUUACUAUGAUAAGUUUGCAAAUUCGAAAGAUCCUCUUACAGAGAAAGUUAUGAAGUUGACAUUAAAAGAAGAAGAAUUGUCCAUUACCGAAUAUGAAGGAUUUAAAAGAAUUUGUAAAAAUGGAAAACUUGCAUUAUAUAUGAGUGACCAGUUGAGUCAUUUUGAAAAUCUAGUAAUGCCAUGUAAUAUGAUUAGCAUCGAAACAACACAUAUAAAUCGGUUUGCUAUGAUUUUAUCUAGACACAAUCCAUUCACCGACCUCAUCAAUUUUCAGUUACAGAAAUUUAUCGACAAUGGUAUGAUAAAUCGUUUAAAAUAUAGGUCAUUUAAAAAAGAAUUCACCAAUGUGGUCAAGCACCAACCGGUUCGCCUAAUCAGCAUUAUACCCCUUAUUUUCUUUUUCUUAAUUGGUGUCGUUUUGAGUACUUGUAUUCUUAUUUUAGAAAAGUGUAUUUUCGUUCGUAAAAGGAAGAAAAUGUCAGCGAUACAUCAUAUUCCGUCGAUUGAAUCGUCAGGAUUUUAUGUAAAAAGAAAGAAAGUUAUUAGAAAUAUUAUAAUAGAUUAUGAGAAUCGUUAAUGCGCACGGGUAUGGUACAACAUUUUUAACAACUAUAGUGCUCCCUUUAAUGAAUUUAUAUUUAAUGAAUCUUGAACAUAAUUUCUUCAUGAAAUAGUAACAUGUAUAUGUAUAUUUAAGCCUUUGCAUUAUUUAGUACAAUUAAAUGAAAAGAGAACUUCUUUAUUCUACUGUAGAUGUAAAGGUGUAUAUAGCAUAUUUUCUAUAUUUAUCAAACAGAAUUUAAUUCUUUCGAAUUGUUUCGGUUUUUCGUACCUACACGAAAUAUAAUGCAUCUAUGUAUUUCAUAGUUAAAAGAAGUUUAUUUUCCAUUACUUAUGUAUGAGUCGAAAUUAA
Vespula vulgaris is the source of this 3088-nucleotide messenger RNA. RefSeq names its product glutamate receptor ionotropic, delta-1-like. Gene Ontology annotation, cellular component: membrane. NCBI's taxonomy places the organism in Eukaryota, Metazoa, Arthropoda, Insecta, Hymenoptera, Vespidae. The transcript has 7 exons. Gene Ontology annotation, molecular function: glutamate-gated receptor activity. The record is from RefSeq and is a predicted model, not a curated record. Bases 746 to 2752 code for a protein of 668 amino acids.